Messenger RNA from Clunio marinus, 348 nucleotides. NCBI's taxonomy places the organism in Eukaryota, Metazoa, Arthropoda, Insecta, Diptera, Chironomidae. The record is from the annotation of a GenBank genome assembly.
AUGCAGAAGUUGCAAUUUUGGUUCUUUAUGGCAACAUUUCUCAUGAACUCCAUGGCCUCGGUGAAAUUGCAUUGUUCAUAUGAGCUCUACAAAGGUUAUUUCACGGUUCCAGUUGGCACUUGCAGAGCCCAAAAAUUUCGUACAACUUUCGAGGAUAGAAAUGUCAGUUUAGUGAACAAUUUAUAUGAAUCAUUUGAUAUUGUUCAGUUCUAUGGUGAAAAGCAGUCGUGUCCAUAUUUUCCAGUGAAUUUGGGAUCACAUUUUCCAAAUUCAAUCGUAGAAUGGCCGGAGAAACAAAAAAAAUAUUUUCAUUAUUUGUGGGACAGUUGUGAACAUCAGACGGAAUAA